AUGUACCCGAUGAAGCGGAUGAUGAAGUACAGUGGACCGGAAUUUGGUUUCACAAUCGGGGGAUGCAUUGGUGCCAUUUUGGCAGCGCUGGUCAAUCCGGGAUUUGUUCUGCUUUAUGCUGAAAUAUUCAAGCUGUUUACAGAUCCGACUAUGACACCGCAACGACUGUUGGACAGAUCGGAGUUCUAUGCCGGUAUGAUGAUCAUUCUCGCUUUGGGCUUUAUGGUCGGGAUGUCAAUGGAAGAAAUCGGUUGGUUCGAUAGACAGGAAAACCAAUCCGGUGUGCUGACUACUCGACUGGCCACAGAAGCAUCCAUGGUUCGCACUGUUUCUGGAUUUCAACUCGCUGUCAUUCUGGAGGGUUCGGUGUUGAUUCUCUCCGCGUUCGUGAUCGGAUUUGUGGACUGUUGGCAAGUCACGCUGCUUCUUCUGGCCUUUGUUCCGUUCAUGAUAGUCGGUGGAAUUUUGGAGGCAAGUUUCUUCCGCACACAGAGGAUGCUAAAAUUUCAACGUUUUUAA
Molecule: messenger RNA, 519 nt
Organism: Echinostoma caproni
Lineage: Eukaryota; Metazoa; Platyhelminthes; Trematoda; Plagiorchiida; Echinostomatidae
Source: the annotation of a GenBank genome assembly